Molecule: messenger RNA, 5001 nt
Organism: Syngnathoides biaculeatus (alligator pipefish)
Lineage: Eukaryota; Metazoa; Chordata; Actinopteri; Syngnathiformes; Syngnathidae
Gene: itih6
Product: inter-alpha-trypsin inhibitor heavy chain family member 6
Exons: 17
Coding region: 68-3523 (1151 amino acids)
Biological process (GO): hyaluronan metabolic process
Molecular function (GO): serine-type endopeptidase inhibitor activity
Source: RefSeq, a predicted model, not a curated record
AGCAGUUAAGAUGUGAGCAGUUUUCGCUUUUCAUCAGCUGAGUCUCGUGCCUAAAAGGUGCUUUAUAAUGAGAAUGACGCAUUUGAGCGUCCAAUCCAUUUUACUUUUCUUAUUUUAUGUGCAAGAAGGAUUUUCCCAGGAAUAUUCAGCUCAUACUGGAGAAAAUAUUCCAAGGAGGGCAAAACGGCAAAACAAAGUGACCAGACCAGCGCUGAAGGUGACCGACUACCACGUCAAGUGUUCUGUAGUUUCUCGCUAUGCUGUCACCACGGUGCAGAGUUCCAUUUGGAACCAGAUGGUCGUUACCAAGGAGGCCGCCUUCGAGGUGGACCUGCCGUCCUCAGCCUUCAUCUCCAACUUCUCCAUUACGUCCGGUGGAAAAGUGUACGCAGCCCAGGUGAAGGAACGAGCUACGGCCAGGAAAAUAUACGACGCUGCAAAGAAGCAAGGAAAAACAGCAGGACUGGUCGCUACCAAAGAGCGGGAGACUGAGAAGUUUCGCGUUGCGGUAAGUGUGCCACCGGGAUCUCGGAUGUCCUUCUGCCUGACUUACGAGGACCUACUGCCUCGCCGACUCGGCCGUUACGAGCUCGGCGUGGGUCUGAGGCCCGGCCAACCCGUGCAGAACCUGACGUUAGAUAUCAGCCUAACGGAGCGAACGGGCAUCAGUUUCAUCAAGGUCCUUCCACUGCGUACGAGUAGACUGCUGUCCAACAAUGAGGGUCAAGACCCUCCCCCAUCGACAAAGGUCGACGAGAGCGUCGGCUGCGCUCGGGUUCGUUACAGUCCAACUCCUCAGCAGCAGAUCAGCAUUUCCCCCAAGGGUCUAAAUGCGGACUUUGUUCUUCAGUAUGAUGUAAAGCUCACAGGCCUCAUGGGUGACAUCCAAACUUUUGACGGAUACUUUGUGCAUUAUUUUGCACCGAGAGGACUUCCUGUGGUUCCUAAGGAUGUCAUAUUUGUCAUCGAUGUCAGUGGCUCCAUGAUCGGCACCAAAAUCAAACAGACAAAGGAGGCAAUGAACACCAUCCUCGAGGACCUUCGGGAAGGAGACCACUUUAACAUCGUCACUUUCUCAGAUAAAGUCCACACUUGGAAGAAAGGAGGCACAGUGCCAGCCACUCGGCACAAUGUGCGAGAUGCCAAAGUAUUCAUCAAGAGGAUUGUUGCCGAGGGAUGGACCAACAUAAACACAGCUCUGCUCUCGGCCGCCCAGCUCGUCAACGCUCCGUCUUCCGGCUCCCGCCGUGUCCCCCUCGUGGUUUUCCUCACCGACGGUGAGGCCACGAUUGGAGUCACGGCUGGCGAUGCUAUCCUCAGCAAUGCCAAAAAGGCGCUGGGCUCGGCUUCUCUAUUCGGCCUGGCCUUCGGGGAGGAUGCCGACUUCCUGCUCCUUAAACGUCUGGCCCUGGACAAUCGCGGUGUGGCUCGGAUGGUUUUUGAGGACGCAGACGCUACUUUGCAGCUAAAGGGCUUCUACGACGAAGUGGCCAGCCCCUUGUUGUCCGAUGUCCAGCUCAACUAUCUGGACCAGCAGGCAUUUGAUGUCACCCGUUCUCUCUUCCCAAACUACUUCAGAGGGUCCGAGUUGAUAGUCGCUGGAAGGCUUCCAGCGGAGUUGAACAAUUUCAAGGUUUCCAUCUCUGCCAGUGAUUCGAAGCAGCGUGUAAAGCUGGAGAAUGAGGUCCUGAUUAACAGCACUUGGCGCUCACCGGACUGCUCGGGGGCUCCUGAAGGCAUCUCUAGCUUUGUGCAUCGUCUCUGGGCAUAUUUCACCAUUAAGGAAUUGCUCCUGACCAAACUCAGCACACCAGACGCGGUAACCCAGAAGCUUCUGGUCGACAAGGCCACCAACCUCUCCCUAGAGUACAACUUUGUCACGCCCGUUACAUCUCUAGUUGUUGUAAAACCCAACACAGACCAAGUCACUCCAACCACUAUGAAACCUACCAUCUCUGACACGACAACCACGUCGGUCAAAACAUCAACUGCAAAAAGUCCCCACUCCUCUUCUAACUCAGAAACCAACAAUCUCAACCUGAGCCCUCCCAGACAGAUUGGAAAACCUUUAGUACCUCCUGCCAUCGCAAAAACUGGGGGAAAAAUGGCCCCCUCCAGCCUGGCCACCACUCAAUUUCCCACAGUGCUGUUCUCCGGCAAAAAGCCUUUACAAAAUGUUUCGAGAAAUGCCUGGGUGCCUCGGGGUGGGAAAAUGUCCACCUCUCCGGUACAUUUUCCGAAGACAGCCCAGCCUCCCAGACCUAAAAACAUUUCCACACCCGCUUUACCUGGCAUGCUGCCGAGAGUGACCAGCAGCAGCACGCCUCCUGCCCUCCUUGAGAGAUCCUUGACACCCCAGCUCACAACCAGACACACGGAGCUGGAGAGAAGCACAACGUCUCCUGGCACAUCGCCGUCACACCUCUUGUCUGGGUUCACCCCGCCCACUCCGUCCCCGGUCUCUCCUCUGGAUUUGGAAGGAAACGUGAGAAAGGUGCCAGCUGGGAUCGACGUGAAUGUUCCCACCUUGGUGGCCGCCACCUUUGGUCCCAUGCCCGGUGUAACAGACGCGCCCGGGCUGUGGGAGGCGGCAGGUCUUCUGGACAUCUCCACCUCUAUACAGAUCAUGAGAAAAGAUACUGACCUUGUGAAAGACUAUGAUGCAACCUAUGACUACGAUCUCAAUUAUGACACCUGGCGUAACGCUGCAGACACAGAAUCUUUUGAGCCACCGUCCAGACUAAGCGCUGAGCACUUCUCCUCAUCAGCUGAUGGAGAUCCUCAUUUUGUGCUGCAGCUGGCAAAGCAACAACACAACUUGUGUUUCACGGUCGAUGGCCGAGCCAAUGACGUGCUAAGGCUGGUGGAGGACCCGCACAGAGGACUGAUCGUGGAUGGCCACCUGACCAGUGCUCCCUCCAAGCCCGGUCACGAAAACCGCUCCCGAACUUAUUUCGAUUGGCUGAACAUCUCUGCAACCGUGGGCCGCUCGGGAAACAUUGCGAUCAUGGUCUCGUUGGACAAGGUGGCUGUCGAAGGCGAAGGGCGAGAUACGCUCAGCUUCGAUCAAACGGGGUCCGUGACAAGGCACGGCGUGACGAUCACUGUAGACGACCAACGGGGCUGCUGGAUCCGGCUCGCUGAGGGUGUGCGCUUCCUGAUUCUCCUUCACCGCUACAAGCACCCCAGCUACCUGCAGAUGGCACACCUUGGCUUCUACAUCACGCACGGACGAGGACUGUCGGUCUCCACUCGAGGCCUACUGGGCCAGUUUCAGCAUGCUGCCAUGAGCGUCACAGUGGUUAGAGAUCAUCAUCAGCAUAGUGGCGAUAAUGGCGACCGAAUAUUGCCCCUCGGGGUCCUGAGGCGAGGGUCCCAGUUGAUGCCAGUCACCUUGCAGGAGAAGCUGGUGAAAGACACUGUACUGAAGCGACAUGUGGAGCAAUGCUGGGUGGUGCCCAAGUCGGAGAUCGAGCGACUACUUGCUCAUCCGUAUGCCAGCUACGUGGUGGACCGCGAGUAAAAUCGCCUGGCAGCUGUGUGACUCGGGUCCAAGUGGACGCUUUUGGGACAUCGUGGUUUCAUAAAGGCUGAGCUUGACCUGGUGCUCGGCCAGGCUAUGGCGUCAAAAGUGAUUUUUUUUUACAUUGUCUGCUUUUCUUUGUCCAGCGGUGACGAGGAGCUUUCAGAUGACACACACAAAUUCCAAACAAAGAUGCGCACAAGUGUUUGACCCAUCACAGAAGCCCAUUAUUGAAGCCGCUUCAUCACCACAAUGUUUCUUGUGCAGCAGCAGUUAUAAUAACUUGCUACAUUUACUCCACUUACUCAAGUAACAUUUUCGAUAAACUGUACUUGUCAGAUUAAUUUAAAUGCUCCAUACCGUUUAUAUUUACUUGACUAUUUAUGAAAAGAAGGCUCAGUACUUUUACUGUUUUAAUGACAGACAUGCCGUUAGCUACUUUUAUUUAUCCAUUAUUGCGUGUGCACGUCUACUUUUAGACUCCAUCUUCAACUUCCACAUACUAGGGGGCCCGUUGCGCCAAUCAAACGGGAUCACUAAUGUCAUUUGACCCCAAGUCACUAAUCAAAUGACAUAAGGCAGUCACAUGGCCAUGCACACAAAAACAGACGAUCAUGCGUUUCCAUUACAGAGGUGCAGCUUUUAAAUUGUGACUGUCCAAACUUGGAUAUUUCAGCCCACUUCUAACUUGAGAAACCUUCUUGCGAUAAGUUGCAGAUGUUUCUAUUGUUAUUUUGGCUUUGGAUGUUGCCAUAUUACCCAUAUCCUAGUGUGUCGCACAUGUAUACACAAUCACUAAGUCUGGUAAGCAGUUUCUUCAUAAAGUAACUUAAGUGAAUAAAGUAAAUAAUAUAGGGCUCAAUUCUAAAGUAUUCUGAAACAACAAUACUCUUACUUUUGAGUAUGAUGUUUGGCUACUCUACAUCACAUUGAUUCAAUACUUUUAAGACAAGCAGUACUAUUUUGUCAUUGUGGGAAAAGUGCAAAAUGCGUGUUAUCGUAUGUAUGGGGCCAGGGGUUUACUCUCCAAAAAGAAUGGCAGACCAUUUUUUCCAGAUUUCGCCAUGUGCUUCUUUUAAUUUUUCUAUAAUUUCAUUCAGAAUUUAAUUAUUUGGAUGUUACACAGGACAUUAGGGGUUGUUCACAUAUUAGUGAUUAAACAAGGACAGUGAGUUCUCCGCUACUCGACCUAUUUCUUUCAUCAAUUCAUUGGGAAAUUGUCAGUAGUGGGUCUCAAAGGCCAAACAUUGAUAAUUAAAACAGCACAACCACAUAUGGGGCUUUUUGUUUUCAAUAAAUAAUAAAAAGAGAUGCACAGCACUGUAUGCUGAGGAAGGCAGGGCAAUAUAUCAAUGAGGAAAGAGUAUUCCAGUUCUUUUCAGGUAACAUUUGUUCACACACACACACACACACACACACCACACACACACACACAUACAAUGUUGUUAAGUGAAACAAUGUAUAGUGUGAAAUUGGCA